Messenger RNA from Mangifera indica (mango), 2877 nucleotides. RefSeq names its product serine/threonine-protein kinase sid1-like. Gene Ontology annotation, molecular function: ATP binding; protein kinase activity. The transcript is spliced from 21 exons. The record is from RefSeq and is a predicted model, not a curated record. Lineage: Eukaryota; Viridiplantae; Streptophyta; Magnoliopsida; Sapindales; Anacardiaceae. Gene Ontology annotation, biological process: protein phosphorylation. Bases 311 to 2398 code for a protein of 695 amino acids.
AAAAGAACAAGAAAAAUAAAAACAGAGCUAUCCAUCAGCCCCGUUGUCGCUCUCAAGGCAUCUCUGCAAUCUUUCACGUAACACAGUCUCAGGAAGACGUAAAGCAACUGUAAGAACAGAAAGAUCCACAUUAUCAUCGUAAUUUUCGAACUAAAAGGAUUGGUUUUGGUGCGGAAUAUAGUGGACUUAUAGACGCCCAUUUGGGCGAAUUGAAGUAGAUAUUGAAGAAUGCGGAGAAAUUUGGCUUGAAUUCUUGUUUGCAUUGUUAGUUUUUCGUGUGGUGUGGUUUUUGUGACAAGUGUUUGUGCAAAUGGAUGACAUUGCUGGUUUACGAGAGGCAGCUGGUUCUAGAUUUUCUUCGCUGGAGUUGAUCGGGAGAGGUUCUUUCGGGGAUGUCUACAGAGCGUUUGAUAAGGAGCUUAACAAAGAAGUUGCUAUCAAAGUUAUUGAUUUGGAAGAAUCAGAGGAUGAAAUUGAGGACAUUCAGAAGGAAAUUUCUGUUUUGUCACAAUGCAGAUCGCCAUAUAUUACUGAGUACUAUGGUUCUUAUCUCCACCGGACAAAACUGUGGAUAAUAAUGGAAUAUAUGGCUGGUGGCUCUGUUGCUGACCUUCUGCAAUCAGGUCCGCCACUGGAUGAAAUGUCAAUUGCUUGCAUUUUACGUGAUCUUCUGCAUGCUAUUGAAUAUUUACAUACUGAAGGAAAAAUUCACAGAGAUAUAAAAUCGGCAAACAUUUUAUUGACAGAGAAUGGUGAUGUUAAGGUUGCUGAUUUUGGUGUUUCUGCACAAUUAACAAGGACAAUAUCAAGGAGGAAGACAUUUGUAGGAACCCCAUUCUGGAUGGCACCAGAGGUGAUUCAAAAUUCAGAAGGGUACAAUGAGAAGGCAGAUAUCUGGUCUUUGGGGAUAACUGUGAUUGAGAUGGCGAAAGGAGAGCCCCCACUUGCAGAUCUUCACCCAAUGAGAGUUCUUUUUAUAAUACCUCGAGAAAAUCCACCGCAGUUGGAUGAACAUUUUUCUCGCCCUAUGAAAGAGUUUGUUUCAUUGUGUUUGAAGAAAGUACCUGCUGAGAGGCCAAGUGCAAGGGAACUUCUCAAGCUUCGAUUUAUCAGGAAUGCUAGGAAGAGUCCAAGGCUUCAGGAGAGAAUAAGAGAGCGGCCAAAGUACCAAAUAAAGGAGGAUCCAGACAAACCAAUAAAUGGUAUCAGAUCUUCAGGAGAGGAGUCUGGCACUGUGAAGGUGGCAAGAACUAUGAGAAGUGAUGAAACUGUUCGAGCCAGUAGUCAGGGGCAAACCGGUAGAAAUGAUGGGUGGGACUUCAGUAUUAGUGGAUCACAGAGUACAGGAACUGUCAGAAGUGCUGUAAGGCCACCUCAGAUUAGAGAAAGGAAACCAGAAGUUCCGUAUAAUCAGGCUACUCAAAGGAGAACUUCAGAGAGUGAUAACCAGUGGCCUGGAAGAGCAUUUCAUGAAUUGCCAGAACUUUCUUCUGGAAAAGAUUCUAGAGAUCUAUACCAUGAUGACUAUGAGGAUGAUAGCUAUGAAGAUGAUGAGGUGAGUGGCUCAGGAACUGUUGUUAUAAGAAGUCCAAAAAAAUCUCAAUCAUCUGGUCUGUCACAUGAUCGAAGUAGUCUGUCAAGCAGCAUGUAUCGUGCUGAUGCUUCUACCAGUGGAACUGUUGUCUAUCGUGGUCAACUUGAUGAGCCUGAUUCUACUCGCACUUCAAAAUCCAGGCUAGGAAUUCAAGAGAGAAUUUUCAGUGCUGCACUUGAAGACAGUUCACAAAAUCUGGCAGAGGCAAAAGCUGCUAUUCAGAGUGGCUUUAGGAAAGGUAAUCCUAGAGAAAGAUUAGGGCUGGGCAAGAUCAAUAAUAAUGGUCAGGAAUACAGAAGAAGAGAACAAAUCACAAGCAACUCCAAUUCUUCGAGAGAUUCCUCAGAUUACUUCGAUGCACAAAGAACAUUUUCUAGAUCAGGCCAAGCAAGUGAUGAUGAAGAUGGUGCAAGAGUAAUAUCAUCAUCUGCGCCAUUAUCAGUCUUGCUUAUCCCUUCCCUAAAAGAGGCAGUUGCUGAUGAUGCAGAAGGACCUGUUGUGUGCGAGGUCAUAGGCUCAUUAAUAAAUAUGGAACGCUCGAAGCCAGGUUCCUGCACAGUUCUUGUCAGAAAGUUGCUUCAGCAAUUAGCAAGAUCAAAGGAGUCAUCAAUGAAAGAUCUCCAGGAGCUGGCUGCUGGCAUCUUCGCUGCUAAGUCCAAGACAACUUCUGAAUUAACACAAAAUGUGAAUUCCGAGGCUGAUAACAAGAAAAAGCAACCAACAAAGGAAUACUCAUCAAAUUCUAAUUUAAGCCCACUUGCGAGGUUUCUACUCUCAAGAUGGCAGGGGCAGUCACAAAUCUGAAAAAUGACCCAGUUUAAAAUUUUUGAUUCGUCAGAAAAUUAGAAAAUCCCUGCAGGGCUAAAAUCAGUACAAAGAGCUUCUAGUGAUCUUAACUUCCCCAUCAGAACAAGUUUCAGUUCCCCACAGAAACUUAUGGGUUGGAGCCCUGGAUUCCAAUAAUUCCACCAGAAAACAUGGAAUCUGAAGUCCCUGGGAAUUGGAAUUGCAGCACUCUUUUUGGCAGCUCCUACUUAUAAUUUCUUAUAUUAUUUUUACAGAAAGAUUACCUAUUUUCUCUCCAUUAAUAUUAUGCAAAAACUACUGUGAAUCUACUUACAGAUUGAAGCUCAAACUCAACAGAAUCGACCUGAUAAACCUAUUGCUAAGUUAUUUAUUGUUUUAUUUUAUUUUGUUUUUUGUAUAGAGAAGAAUUAAUGAUCCCUGUAAUAAUGUUGAACUCUCAGCUAUUUUCACAGCUAGCAAGCUCUCAUCAAAACCAA